GGCUGCUUGGCCCCAGCAGCCGGAACUGUCGUGUGUCCUUCCCCCACCCCAUCCCCGCCUCGCCGAGCGUGGCAACCAAUAAAGACCGUUGUUGUGUACCGUGGUCGGUGUGUCCCGAGUUCUGUGUUUCCGCGGCUGUCGCCGGGCGUGGUAGCGCGCGGUGUUCGCGGCGCCGGGAUCGUAAAGGCGGCCUCGGAUCCCGUGGCACUGCCAGAGCUUCCCCGUGGCCUCGGGAUGGCAGCGCUGCGCGGAGCGCUCCGAGUGGCCACGCUGACGGCGGGGGCGCGCCGUGCCGAGUCGGGCUCCCUGGCCAGUAGCUGUCUGGCUGACCGCCGCCUCUGGGAUCAGCUCCAUGCCCGGCCCCGACCGGGUAGCAGCCCCACCUUCGACUGGUUCUUUGGCUACGACGAAGCCCAGACCCUUCUCCUGCCAUUUCUGCAGAGGGCACCGGCAGCGGGACCAACGCGGGUGCUGGAUGUGGGCUGUGGCACCUCUGGCCUGUGCAUGGGCCUCUACACCAAGUGCCCACACCCUGUGGAUGUGCUCGGGGUGGACUUCUCUCCUGUGGCCGUGGCUCACAUGAACAGCCUUCUGGAAGGUGGCCAAGGUCAAACAUUGUGUCCUGGGCACCCCACUUCCCGCCUCCGCUUCAUGCAGGCGGAUGCCAAGAACCUGGAGCCAGUGGCGACUUCCGGCUUCUUCCACUUAGUGCUGGAUAAGGGCACCUGGGAUGCCGUUGUCCGGGGUGGUCUGCCUGGAGCUCACCAGCUACUGUCAGAAUGCUUGAGAGUCCUAAACCCCCAGGGAACCCUGAUUCAGUUUUCCGAUGAGGAUCCUGACGUUCGGAUGCCGAAUCUGGAGAAAGGUUCCCCGGGCUGGACUGUCUCUGUGCAGGAGCUUGGCCCCUUUCAAGGCAUCAGCUACUUUGCUUACUUGUUUCAAGGUCAGCAGUAAGGGUCAGGCCGUGGUAGAGGAAAUGCUUGGACACCCUGGGUUUAAUCCAGGCACCAAAAAUAAAGCUAUUUUAGGGGCCAAAGAAGUAGUAGAGCGCUGGCCUUUAGACAACCAAGGUUCUAUUCCUGGCACCCCAUAUGGUCCCUGAGAACCAAUAGGAGUGAUUCCUGCCUGAAUGCAGAGCCAGGAGUAAAUUCUGAGCAUCACAGGGUGUGGCCAAAAAUUUUAAAUAAAGACUUGAUUA
This is a messenger RNA of Sorex fumeus (smoky shrew), 1198 nucleotides long. It is a transcript of the gene CSKMT, whose product is annotated as citrate synthase lysine methyltransferase. Lineage: Eukaryota; Metazoa; Chordata; Mammalia; Eulipotyphla; Soricidae. The transcript has 3 exons. The record is from RefSeq and is a predicted model, not a curated record. The coding region runs from base 235 to 954 and encodes 239 amino acids.